UAUGUAACACCCUGGGUUCGGGUUUUAACUCUCGCGAGAUUGGAAAUGGGAAUGUCAAGUGUCAACAACGAGGAGACAGCACCGCAGCGUUGGUGCCCGGACGGAGUAGGGAGGGGAGCGUCGAGGCUGCUCGCACGUCGGAACUUAUGUGAGAGAUGGGGGAUGACCGCCCAUUUGUCUGCACUGCCCCUGGAUGUGGGCAGAGAUUCACCAAUGAAGAUCAUCUUUCUGUGCAUAAACACAAACAUGAAAUGACAUUAAAAUUCGGUCCUGCUAGAACAGACUCUGUUAUUAUAGCAGACCAGACACCCACACCCACACGUUUCCUGAAGAACUGUGAGGAAGUUGGACUAUUCAAUGACCUGGCCAAUUCCUUCGAACAGGACUUUUGUAAAGUACAGGAAGAGGAGCAUAGGACAAAAAACACAGCUUCAGCUUUACAAACACAAUGUGAAGCAAAGGAUGAAGAUGAAGAUCCUUUAGAAGUGGAUUCUUCCCCUCCCAAUAGCCCAGAUUCUUCCUCCAGCAUGUCAGACAUAAGUAAAGAUUCAAGGGAAAUUCUGACAAAGCCAGUGGCAAGUUCUGCCCCGACUCCAACCAUUGUGCGUCCAGGUUCUCUGCCUCUCCACAUGAGCAAUGAGCCUCUUCACCCUACGCUGCCAUCUCCAACGUCUGUCAUCACGCAGGCGCCGCCCUCGAACCGACAGCUUAGCUCACCAACAAGCUCUUAUCCCCUCGUAAGGCACUUCGCGAAUGGGCAAACAGUCCCUCUGUUGCACAGUCCUGUGCAGAUUACCUCAGUCAUUUCUCUGGCGAGGCCCGGGAACUCAGUGCCUAACAUUCCUGGGAUCCCAGGACCCCCGGUGGGCGGGGCCAGCAGUGAUUCAUCCUCCCCAUCAGGUUAUCACCUGCAACCUGAGACCAAGAUGCGCUUGAAGGCAGCCCUAAGUAAUCAAGGCUCAGGAGCACAUGAUGGUGGUGGUGCCGGGGGGGCAGGAUCCUUCCCAGCUGUCCCCCAGAAGCAGGAACAGAGCCAGCAGCCUACUCAAAAUUCGGAUGCACCGUCACCUGCCCAACCACAGGUGUCCCCUGCGCAGCCAACUGGAGGCCGGCGGCGGCGAGCCUCUGAGAUGGACCCCGAUGAGAGGAGACAGCGUUUUCUCGAAAGGAAUCGAGCAGCCGCCUCACGCUGCAGGCAGAAGAGGAAGUUGUGGGUGAAUUCUUUGGAGAAGAAGGCGGACGAUCUUGCCAGCAUGAAUGUCUCUUUGACGAACGAAGUAACACUCCUAAGGAAUGAGGUGGCUCAGCUGAAGCAGCUCCUCCUCGCCCACAAAGACUGCCCCGUCACUGUUAUGCAGAAGAAAGCUGCUUUCUUAGCUGCAGGAGGAGAGGAAGCGUCCCGGGAGAUGUCGGCCGAACCAAUCGGAUCGCCAGCAGCAGUCAUCCAGCAUGGGCCUUCUCCCUCGGCCCCGCCCUCCAGCCCGGGUCCCACCAUCAACGGCAUGAGCGUCCGUGCCGCAGAGGCAGUGGCCAUGUCUGUCUUGGCCGGCAUGGGAUCGGGCCAACCGGGAGGGGUUGUCAUGGUGACGCAGUCCCAGUCAAUGCCGAGAUGAUGUGCUGACGCAGGUAGCCAGUAUAAACUCGGGUGGCAUUUGGGAGGUUGGACUGUUGCCACGUGUUAAACUGAGGGAGUCUCCCUCACUCCCACUACCCCCAGAGUAAGACUCUCUUCUUCCCUCAUGGCCAAUGAUAAUCACAUAAAGACACGGCAUCAGGCCUCCUCUCUCCCUUCUUCUCUCUGUGUAUAUAAAUAGGGAAAACACGAUGCAGAGUCUUCGGUCACAUCCUGUAUUUGAAUGACAAGUAUGAAUGAACUGUGUUCAUCAGCCUCUGAUCACUUGAGUCCCAAACAAAAUUCAGUGCCUGUCUGUGCGUGACCCACAAAGCAGGUUUUGAUGCAUCUGACUAAAUAGUUGGAAGAUAUCAUUGACUGGCCCGAUUCGGCAAACUCCCCCCAAACGGUGUACUGAUGCAGUGACAUGUCUGGCUUGUUGCAGCCUCUUAUGGCUUUCUACCUUGCUUUAGUUGUUAAUCUGACCCUUUAAUUACCUGCCUGCCCCACCACAAAAGUCAUAUUUAGCUGGAUUGCUUUUAGCUUUGAAUACAAUGCCUUGGCACGGAUAAACUUAUGUGAUGCCCUAAACUUUCAUUUCCGUCCUGACCCUUAGCAGCAGUAAUUGCUUCCAAUGUCUUUGAUAAUGGAAGAGAUGACUACUUUAGUCUUCUCUCGUACAUCCCAAAGAUUAUAGAUUUAUGGGUAUUGCAUCAUUGCAUCCCCUUCUCUUCUUAUCCUAUGCACCCUUCACUCUGGAACAGAGUCAGUCUGCAUUGGGAUCAAUAUUUGUUUCCUAGCCAUACUGACAAGUUUGUUUUUUGUUUUUAUUUUUUUAAUGAAGUCCCAAUCCCCAGAUUUUCUUCACAUCAUUCAUGAAAAUGUUAUUUCACUGCUGAAGUUAACCACAAUUUUAAGUAGUUUUUUUAUUUUUGUUUUUUUUCCCUAAAUAUUUAAAUUGACUAAAUAUUUACAUUAUUGUACUUUAACCACUUUUCUUCUUGGAAAGUGAUGAUGAUUCACCACAAUUGUUUCACGUUUACCGGUACUUUUACUCUUAAACGGAGUGCUAUCUUUUUUUCCCCCACUACCACUUCCAAUGAACCUGUCUCCCAACACUGCUCACUGCAUUAGUUUGGGUUAAGCAACUUGUUGCCACCUGAAACCUUUUUAUCACUGCAGUAAUUAUCCAAUGGAUAAUAUAUACUGGUUUUUCUGGUCAAAGCCAGUUGGUGAUUUUUUAUUUUUUUUUUUUGCCAGGCAGUUUUUCAUUAGGUAGGAAGUGUGCGACGGAAUAACGUAGUGUGUGACAAGCAGUUUGCACCACGAUCCUUUUUAUUAUUUUAACCCGCCUACAAUAAACAUAAUAGAUAAUACAAAAAAAAAAUACAACUGCAUGGAUUGUUCAAAGUUGAGGUGCACCGCUUUUUUUUGUCACAGCGUCAGUUUAUUGAUCUGCAAUUUAAUAGUUAUGCGACGUUACAGUCUUAACGGUUAGCUUUAGAUGACCUCUAAGAAUGAAAAAUGAAAACAAGCAGAGAUGAAACCAUUUCCCCAGGCAUUUCAGUUGAAGAACGAGUAGUGCAAUAUAUUUUUCUAUUAAGUAUCAAUGUUUUUGCGUUUUGCCCAGCCACUGAGGGGUGUGGUCUAAUGCAGUUGACCAGAGAAAAUGUGAAUAUGUGUUUUCAUGAAUGAGUGAGCUUGGUGGUUUCUACAUGUCUGUGGAGCAUUACAGAUUCCCUGAGUGCUUUACAACAUUUGAAAAGCAGUUAUGUAUUGAGAAGUAGACAAAAGUGGUUGUGCAAGGUGCUUCUUUUGAAAUUUUAUGUUUUUAAUUGGAGAUUUUAUACUGCAUUGUACUUCCAAGACUGUCCUGUUAUUUACCCUUGUCACUGUCGCCUUUAAAACAACCUGUCACUCUU
This is a messenger RNA of Hippocampus zosterae (dwarf seahorse), 3534 nucleotides long. RefSeq names its product activating transcription factor 7b (gene atf7b). Gene Ontology annotation, biological process: regulation of transcription by RNA polymerase II. The coding region runs from base 156 to 1613 and encodes 485 amino acids. The record is from RefSeq and is a predicted model, not a curated record. Lineage: Eukaryota; Metazoa; Chordata; Actinopteri; Syngnathiformes; Syngnathidae. Gene Ontology annotation, molecular function: cAMP response element binding; DNA-binding transcription factor activity, RNA polymerase II-specific. The transcript has 12 exons.